Nicotiana attenuata is the source of this 425-nucleotide messenger RNA. Its product is annotated as peptidyl-tRNA hydrolase 2, mitochondrial. The record is from RefSeq and is a predicted model, not a curated record. Gene Ontology annotation, cellular component: cytosol; mitochondrion. Lineage: Eukaryota; Viridiplantae; Streptophyta; Magnoliopsida; Solanales; Solanaceae. Gene Ontology annotation, molecular function: peptidyl-tRNA hydrolase activity.
AGUAAAAUUUCUGAGCCCCAUCACUUUAUCACUCAUCCUCUCUUUUUUCUCCUCUCAAACAACCAAAGCUCAAUGCGUAUCUUCAACAGCUCUUCCCACCCUUCCAAGAAGGAGAAGGAGGAAAAAGAAUGGUUAGGAGCAAGUUUCAAGGCUGAGAAUUUUAUACCGGGUAUAGUAAUUGGUUUCAUUCUUGGAUUGUUGUUGGAUUUGUCUAAGCCUUCCAAAAGUAGUAGUAACACUUUGAAGAAGACAAGUCAUUUGUUGAGCAGAAAUCAACCUGAAAAGAUUUUGGCCCCACCUAAACCUGAUGAUGAAGACCUCAAAAUGGUUUUAGUUGUCAGACAAGACCUGAAAAUGGCACAAGGAAAAAUUGCAUCUCAGUGUGCUCAUGCUGCUACUGGCAUGUAUGCAGAACUUAUGCAAAG